Pararge aegeria (speckled wood butterfly) is the source of this 2812-nucleotide messenger RNA. RefSeq lists its product as uncharacterized. Gene Ontology annotation, cellular component: plasma membrane. The transcript is spliced from 11 exons. Bases 1 to 2604 code for a protein of 867 amino acids. Gene Ontology annotation, molecular function: protein binding. NCBI's taxonomy places the organism in Eukaryota, Metazoa, Arthropoda, Insecta, Lepidoptera, Nymphalidae. The record is from RefSeq and is a predicted model, not a curated record.
AUGGCAUAUAAGGUUUUAAGAAGGGAAUUUGCUACAGUUCGCUAUGGAGGGACUCCACCUUCAGAGCGCCCCUUUUUCAAACUCAGGCCGAUGUUAUAUCCCGUAAACAUAUCACGCGUAGAAGAUACGAACGCUGGAAGGAUGACAAAAACCCUCGAGUAUUACCUUGGGGAUUUGAUCUCAGGGACUUAUUGCUCUCGAAUCUUCAGUGACUGCGAUCGUAAAAACUGUAGAUUACAGUCCCCAAACUUUCCUGGCGUCUAUCCUAGGAACCUUACUUGUUACUAUGCGGUUCGACAACACGAAGUGCCCCAGGGAAAACAUGCAUUGAUUGUGGUAAAGCAGCCGAACGGCCAAUUGAUUUCUAUACGGAGUCAGAAAGCUUUGUAUGCGCCAUCACAGAAUGAUAGAGAAAAUAAUGGGAGGGAACUAAAGUUUUGGCACCAGUGCGAUGAGGUUCAGGAUUACGUCACUGUUUAUGACGGUUAUACGACAAGAGAUCCGGUAAUUCUGAGGUUUUGUGGUGGAGGCGUGUCGGUACCAGAAGCGAUCUCGAGUGGACCGGAGCUGCUAGUGGAGUUCACCACUUCACCAUUUGGGACAUUCUUGCAACCUGCUACUACUCAAUCUCUGCAUGGAUUUCAGCUAGAAGUUGAGGUGCGUUUCGUAGAUCAGCAAUCUCCAACUUACGCAAAAAACAAAAGAGCAUGUGAGUUCUGGAUUAGAGGAACUGGAAGAGGAGUAUUGGAACACCCCCAGCAUUCGUUACCUCCUAACACGACAUGCUUAUAUCAUAUGCAAGGAAUCGACACAUCAGGACCUUCUGGAAGGAACAUUAUCUACAGAAGACAGUUCUCAGCUCCACGUUUCAGAGUCUGGUUUUCGGUAUUGAAGUUCUACGUGACUAAUGCUAUUAAUCCAAAUUUGCCGGAAGAUGAAUACUGUGGAAGCCAUUUGAAUAUAUGGGAUGGCCCGAUGAGGAUAUCGCCCGGCUGCAGUGAUAUAUUUUGUGAUAAAGAAAGAUCCGUUCAAAUGUCGAGAGCUACAUCUCCGCAGUCUGUGAUAGUAGGUCGUCCACCUACAAAUGCCACUCUUGUAGCCAGAUUCUGUCGAGAACGUGCACCGAGGACAUGUGAACAUGCACUGCUUAGGAAAUCUAGAGCAUGCGCUCGAACCGAAAGCUUUUUGUCUAAAGGAGAUUCCUUAACUUUGGAAUUGAAAUUGACUCAAGGCACAGCUCUAAAACCAGUUUUCUUCAAAGCUCUAUACGAGUUUGUUGAUCUACACCAAGAUGGAGAACAAUGGGGUCGCGGACCGUGUUCGAGAAGAUUUGUCUCCAGGUCUUUUCCUGAAGCUCCACCGGAUCCACCGAUCACAUUUUCCUCUCCAAGAGAUGUUUUUCUUUACGGCAGAGGAGGAGCAAGAAAUAUCAGCUGUACAUAUCGUUUCGAAGCAAACCCGGGAGAAGUUGUACGGCUUCGCGUCUGGGGAGUACGUAAUGGAGGUCGCCUCUGCAGAUCCGUCCAUUCUGCUCACUCGCCCUGGUUUCGCUGUGGAGGCAUUCCCACUGCAGCCGUGAGAAUAUUUGAACGGCCCUGGACAGAUAGCGGACCUGGUGUGCCAAGGGACUGCCUAUGCAGCGAUGUCAGUGAUUACGAAUUCACAUCUACCUCAAUGGUUGCAGAACUCAAAUUCGAUGUAGUAAACAUGUCAGCUGUUGAUGAUUUUCGCUCUUUUGGUUUCGAAGCGUCAGUCGAGUUUGUUCGACUCGAAACUGUAUGUGAGAGCACUCACAGAGUGUACGGUGCUAGUGGAGAAUUGAGACUGGCUGCAUACGAACCAUUGUCUAAAUCUGAGCAUUGUGAUCAUCGUCCAUGGCUCAUAGAUCCUGCUCCGGGUCGAUAUCUAUAUAUGCAAAUCCAGGGUAGCUUACUAAGGGAACCAGACCUAGAUAACUUUACUCUCCAGAAUAAUAUAACAGUGGCACCUGAUUUGGGACACUUGUGCAGAACAUCGAAUCGUAUUGCAGUGUACGCUGGAGGACUAUCGCCAUUGUUUAUAUGCCCUAAACCUCCAGAAGAACAGGAAGAGGAUAUCGUUGAAGUAUUUUCAGAAGGAUGGUCAAAGGAAAUUGACUCACUUGCUCGGCACGUUUUAGCACCACCGCCUUCUCCAGACCGCUUUGACCUAGACUGGCCAAGAUCUCUAUCAGUUGAACUACUGGCCGUUGAACAUGGAACUUAUUAUAUCACGUGGCUAGAACUUUCUAGAAGGCACGCAAGUGACCGAGGCGGUGUAUUUGCAUUAUCAGGCGAAUGCCCUUAUCGCUGCGAGUCGUUGGAAGCAUGCAUCGAGCCCGCGCUGUGGUGUGACGGCAUCGCACAGUGUCCACAAGGCGAAGAUGAGCGCUUAUCACAGUGUUCAGCACUGUUGAGGGUGCCUGCGCACUAUGCAGUUGCGCUACUCGCGUUCACUAUACUCACUGCUUUUGCUGUGAUAGCAGUGGCGCGGUCAUGCCGCAGACGUCGUUCAGCACUCCAGCAGCGGCUCAAGAGCCUAUCAUCAGACACGGCCAUUUUUGAUGAGAAAGAAGUGAUUUGCUGACCAAGCGAGGACUCUGUGCGAUAUGUAGAAGUCGACCGGGUAACCACCGUUUGAUUUCUCGCACAGGGUCUACACAAAUUUAUUACAAUACUUCAAGGUCGCUAGAUGUUGACGUGUUUGAACGGUAGAUAUGCGGACAUAUUGGUCCAUGAUUGGCGAACGAACCCAUUGGUCCAUGUUUGCGUUGUUUGAAUGUUCGAUUUUAAGU